Ornithodoros turicata is the source of this 4917-nucleotide messenger RNA. RefSeq lists its product as uncharacterized. NCBI's taxonomy places the organism in Eukaryota, Metazoa, Arthropoda, Arachnida, Ixodida, Argasidae. The transcript has 6 exons. The record is from RefSeq and is a predicted model, not a curated record. The coding region runs from base 85 to 1617 and encodes 510 amino acids.
GAUGCUGCACCAUUGUUUCAUUCAGCGUCACAUCCUGACUAGGUUCACACAGCACUUUAAACGCCCCGCUGCGGUCCGCCAACCAUGAAACAACAAGCCGAAGCAGACGACGAACCGGAAGAGCCCAUCUUCCGUCCACUUCGGCGCAAUAACUGGGCACCCUUCCGAAGGAGGCCGCCACUACGCCUCUCCCGCGAUAUCACGUGCUCCUUUCUGGACCAAUCAGACCACAACAGCGGGGACUCGUGGCGCUUCGACGGCGGCUGCGAGAACUGUGCUUUCUCCUCAACCUCCAUCCCAGCAGAAGCGCAGGAUACUCCGCGUCGAGAAUGUCCCGAGCGAUGUGUAUCUGGUGAAGCUGUCUAUUCUGGCACCCUGGCGCGCAACCGGCAUGAGACCCCGGUGGCGGCUACGAGGUUGGACGGCCACCAGCCUCCUGUGCCCCACGAAGUGCUCCCGGACAUCCUAAAUGCCCAUCUACCGCCACCUUACGCGACGCUACCUCCGAGGCGACUGCUUCCUCCACCGCCUAGGCUUAGGCCACCAAGAUGUGUUGUGGAUACCGAAGUUGUGGAGCCCAAACACUGCUGUGGUGUGCUCGUCACUCAAACCGUCAGCAUACGAUGGUUUAUUGUGAUGAUCGCGUUCGUCGGGUUGUGUUGUGCCAUUGUUGGAACAGUGUUGGGAGCUCUGAAGGCAACGGGUAGGGAGCACCUCACAGUGUCCCUGCUCAUGAUCGGUGUGGGCAUAGUGCUGAUUACAGUGAGCGGCAUCGCGUGGCGACUGACGUCACACGAGGCGCCAUCUUGUCGGGCCAUGUUGGGUCUAAGGCCGGACGAGCCCAACCGGAGGUUUGUGCCCAGGGUGCCGCCUUAUGGUCGGCCCAGUCAUCCCUACGCCGCGAUGAUGUACCCGGAGUUCCAGUACCGCCCUCCUCCGCCAUCCUACCAGGCGUCCAUGCAAGAGUACCGCCUCAGGCUACUUCUACUGGACCGAGGCAACGGCGGUGGAGGGCCACCCCCGGGACCUCACCUGCCACCGACGCAUUCUUCGGGACAUCCCCCGGGUCAUCAGCCACCACCGCCUUCGACUGCGCUGUCGCCAGUGUCACCACCUCCUACAUACAGGUCACACGCUGGCGCAGGUACUCUGCAUGCCAGGCCUCCACUGACGCUGCCGGAGCGUGAGUACAGCCGCCCUCCGAGUUACCGGUCGCGGACCAGUUCGGCGGGUGGUAUCCUUCGGUCGUGCGUCGGAGGCGACACUUCCAGGAGCCAGGACACUCUGGCAUCGCAGAGCCCCGCGUCUCCGACUCCAGCGACGCCACCGUCUGCCCUGCACAGUCGGAACCCUUCUCUCACCCUCAGCACGCUCUCGCAGGAGAAUGAAACUCAGGAGGUGCCGCCACCUAUGUCGCGCGAGGCGAACCAUCGCCCAAAGGGGGAGCUCUUGCGGAAGAACCACGACGUCAACACGGUGACAAUCGUGCAGACGACGGACACCUCGCAAGUGAUCAACCAGGACACGGUGAUUGUGUCUGUGUCUGGGCAAAAUGCGAGGACGCUGGUGCUGCCCUCGGGACACUCGGAAGUGCAGGUGACGCUGGCACACGUCUGAUGCCGACAUGGACAACGAGAGUGUGUUGCGUGUACAUACGGAUUACAUACUGCGGGCUGGUGGAGUGCGGUGUAUGACAGUGCGAGAGGUUAUUGCCACAAGCUAAGAAGUGUUCAAGAUUGUGCAUAAAGGACCGUGUGUGGGCCCCGUGGAUGCUCUGCCGGAAUGCAGACAGAGGAUUCUCCCCCACCACCUCCCAGGCCAUACUCCGUAGCUCCUCGGCUGCUCUCAUCACCAAAGCAACUCGCGACACAGCAAACGACUAUUGUGAAUAUGUGAAUAAAGACAGACGACGAACGACUUUCCAAUGCGGUGGUGAAAGAACACUCGCCGCAGUUACUUGUGUCUGCACGUGCAGCCUCCUGCUGGAUUGGCUUUUUUUUGCGCAGGGCUCAAGGAUGGUGUUUGACGAGCGGCAUUUGUCACAUUGCAGUGUGUUCUUCCAGUAUACUUUUAUGUUCUAAAUAUCGGCAUGCGUUAUAGCAUUUCUGUUCCUUUCAAAUUUGACUCGAAGGUCACACAAGGAGUACACUUCUGAGUCGUCUAAUGCAAAUAUGUGUGACAACCAUGAAAGUUCUAGAAGCUCCGUUGUGUGGUAGGCAGUAAACAUGGGAAGGACACCUCUUGGACAUACAUGACGGUUGAUGGCGUCGAAGUUGUUCUAAACUUCGAACGCUUGGAGAUGCGUGGGAAAGGCUAUAACUAGAGAUUUAUUAAUUUUUUUUCGGGAAAUUCCAGGGUGUUUAUCGGCACCAAUGUGUUUUGUUUCGAAAAAUCAUAAUUUGGAGACUAUAGAAUGAAUGUCGAAAUUUGGGAGCUUAUACUAUAAUAUUAUAUUACACUUAAUAUUAUAUUACCGUAUUACAGAAAUACUACAUGGCUCGCCGUAUUACAGUAUUGAGUGCAUUUGUGUUUGAACCCAUCUCAAGAAGCAAAUUUUGUAUCGUGAGGCUACUACACAUUUUUUUUACAUUUGUUUAUUAUUUAUUUAUUUUUUUACACUAACCACAAGGGUCCAUUGGCAUUACAUGAGGGGUGGGCAAGUAAACAAGCACACUGGGCAGCCAACAGGGAAAUCGCACGAAAAAUUAAUUGGAUUACAAAACAUCUGAAAAGUACGGGCGCAACUGCUUACAAAAUGAUUCAGGAUUAAUAAUGUUUACGAUAUGUUCCAGAUGCGUUCCACUCUAGGAUCGCUAAUGGAAUGCAUGAAUGUUGACGAUGAUUGGUGCGACAUGUAACAUGUUUAAUCUUUCUGUGAUGGUCGACCCUAUCGGAGAUGUAGUCAGGAUGAGGGAGCAUGUUAAUCACGAAAAAUGGGACGAUAGUAGGCAUUAUUAUACAGCAAGCACAGCCUGGAGAUUUCGGAAGAUUGGAAAACUGACUGUGGCAGUGAAUGAGGGUUAAGUAGGAUGAAAGAGACACAUCCAGAAUGGAAGGCAAAGGGUUCACUGAUCAGCGCUCCGCACGCAAUCGUUGCAAAGGGUGAACAACUGAGAUCUGUUCCCCUGUUCCUUCAUCAUGCCAUCCAUCACACAAGACAAUACAAGCAAUGGAAGAGCCCCCCCCCCCCCCCCCCCCCCACACACACACACACACACUAAGCACACGACAGGAGCCAUGUUCUCGGAAUGGGGAAUUCAAUUGGGAUUUUCCUUUUCUGUCCACUUAGACAAGGAACGAAACCUCUCCCAAACACUUUCCAGUGUACUGGUCUAUUCGGAAUACAAUUAGAAAUAUAGGGUGUAUAUUCUGAUGUUUUGGGAACAUGCUGGAUUUGCAAAACGGCAUUUGACAGGUGCUUUUCAGUAUUGCUUGGAAAAUUGUGGGAACUGAAAAAACCCUAGUUAUAACCCAAUACCAGUGACCCAAAUAUGAACGAUGGCAUCCAGUAAGGUACAAUGCCAACCAUCAAAGAGCAGUUUGCUGAUCGGUCCUUGUUCAGUUGGAAUUUUGGCUCGUCGUGAUUGGAGAGAAGUUAAUUAGCUGCAAACCAGCCAUGCAGACACACCUCCCCAGCAGAUACUUGCAGUGCUUGGCUGUGUUCUAGCUGUCAAACAGUGAGAUUUGUACAGUGUGUGCACGAACUUCUCUCCCUCUUGUUUUCUCGACUAGCUUUGUAUUAAUGAGGUUUGUACAGACUACAAACCGUCAUGUGCACGAAAAACAUCAUCAUCAUCUGUCCUUUCUAUACUGCGUGCGCCAUACCGGAGCUUCCAGAAUUUUUAUUGUUGACGCUCCACUGUAUAACGUAGCGAGAGCUUUCAACAUUUAAAUCUUUCUGCAUCAUCAUGAUACAUUUGAUGACCAAACCAUCAUAAGCUACUACCUGUAACUAAAAAAUGUGCGAACUGAGAGUCUAAUGCACGUUUCUCUGCACCGAUGUGGUGCCGGCGUUUCAGAUGUUGAAGCCUGUGCCGCAUCCUAAACUUGUUAACAUAUCUAUGCUGGAAACACAACCAUAUGUUGAUACUCCGUGCAUAGUUUCUGAUUGUCUGGCCCAUUUUUAGUUUUGGGACUCACACCACCAUGUUGUUGAAGUAUUUUAAAAUACAGUAUUAGCAUGGAGAUCAACGUGAAAGGUCAUGAUUGCGGAACAUUAGCCUUGCUUGUGUUAUGAAUGUAGCGCCCACUUUAGUCUUGAAGUAUACAUUUGUUUUCACCGUAAAAUUUACAAGGUGACAAGUUGGGAGCUUUCACUGCCGCAUUUCAGAAGGCUCCAUUGCUCUAGAAUGCAUACACUUUUGAACGGUGCAACACUGUGCAAUUGAAUGAGCUACGUCUAUUUUUGGAAGAACUUCCUCGAUGCGACCAGCUUGAGAGAAAACGUCACUCCGAUUCUUUUAUGUUUGUGCAUUCAUUUAAUAUAACCAGCUAAAAGUAAACAAAAAGUAACAAAAAAGUAAUAACGUAAUGUAAUCAGGAAUGUUUUGGAUUUUGUGUUGUGGUGUCAGCCUCACCUGUCAGCAGACGCCUGCAAUUUUUCUACUAGGUUUGUGCCAUAUAAGUUGCAACAUCUCAUCUUGCAGGUGCCAAUAUUUUGGUUGUGCAGAUGUAAAAAAAAAGAAAAGAAAAGGAGAAAGAACAUGGCAGGAUGGUUGAAGUGUUGUCAGAUGCUUUUUGUGUAUGCUUCCCAUUAGCGUGUCGAAUUGAUACGAUACACAUACGCGUGAAAAGAAGGGUACCGUGCUCGCUCUGUUCCUCCCAUCUGCUUUCACGAGCUGCACGUGUCGUGUGCGGACUGUGCGACUACAACUCAUGGCAGUUAUGCAAGUAAAGUAUGUCAUGCUGUGUAAGUGG